AUGCGCUGUGUGCAGAAUAAUUCCGUAGAAAAUAUGAUGGAAAUCUACGUCUCCUAGUGAAAACCGAGUGAAAAACCGAAACAUCAUUCAUUGCCGCCCGUUUAUCGAUAGAUUGUGAGGAAUUACCAUCAGUUUGUAGAGUACGUUCGGUCGCAAAAGAUGUCGGUGCAUUACAAGUUUAAAAGCACCCUCGAUUUCGACACAAUCACUUUCGAUGGGUUGCACAUCUCCGUGGCUGAUUUGAAGAAAUCUAUAAUCCAGCAGAAGCGGCUUGGGAAAACAGUCGAUUUCGACUUGCAGAUCACCAAUGCCCAAACUAAGGAAGAGUACAAUGAUGAUACUAUGCUCAUCCCGAAGAAUACAUCACUCACCAUUGCGCGGGUACCGGUGAAGGCGCAGGGGAAAAAGAAUUGGGAAAAACCGGCAGUCGCGGCAGAGCCUACCAUGCAGAUGUCCGUAUCACGCAGCAAGCAUGAUGCGGCCAGUUCGCAAACCAACGUUGAUCUGUCGAUGAUGAAUGGUUCCGAAGAGGACAAAAUUCGGGAGAUGAUGUUUCAAAGUACGGCCGACUAUGAUCCUACAAACUACCAGAAGGUACGCGGAUCACAGACCGGUGAAGUACCGAUGAACUACAAGUGCUAUCGGUGCCACAAGCCUGGUCAUUGGAUAAAAAAUUGCCCCAUGGGUCCGCUGCCGAAAGAGAAUGUAGAAAUCAAGCGCACAUCCGGCAUUCCUCGGUCGUUUAUCGAGCGAGACAAAGAUGUGGAGAACAACCCGGCCAUGCAACCCGUGCAGAUGCCGCCCGAGGAGAAGCAAGUCAUACCGGAGGAUUUGAUUUGCAGCAUCUGCAAGGAUCUGUUUACCGAUGCCGUGAUGAUACCGUGUUGCGGUAGUUCGUUCUGCGACGAGUGUGUACGGACCGCGCUACUAGAGUCGGAGGAUAACGAGUGUCCGGAUUGCAAGGAGAAAGGCUCUUCACCGGGGUCGUUGAUCCCGAAUCGGUUUCUGCGCAAUUCGGUGAACGCAUUCCGGAACGAAACUGGCUACAUUAAGUCCAUACAGAAGGUCGGAAAGAAGCAAGUGAAACCAGAGGAAACGCCAACGGCUGACAGUACAACCAAUAGUGGAAUGGCCGCUAGCGUCGGAUCCGGUACCGUCAGUAGCACAGCAAUUGGACCCAUAUCGACCACCACCGAGCUCGUGGAGUCAUCUACGUUCGAAGAUGAGGGUGCCAGAGUCCCCGACAGCAACUUGCAGCCGCAUUUGUUUGAGGAAAUCUCUCAGCAGGACGACAUGGCUUCACCGGCAGUGGAGGACAAGGAAUCGAUGAUGCCACCGGGUGCCUCCGGGCCUUUCGAUAAUGAGUCCGAUUACGAAGAUAAUAUAACCGUCACCGUACCGCCGGCUCAUUUACAAAGCCGCGGGGCCUUUCGCGGUCACUACAACGGGGGCCGCCCAGGAAUGCGGCAUAGCGGAGGAAAGCCGCAUGGCCUCGAUACGCCUCCAAACGAACGGCAGCUUAUGGGCGCCCAGGGUUACGGUGGCAGCGGUAGUGGUGGCGUCGGCGGUGGCAACGGUAACAAUGGGAGCCGCGGCGGCAACGAAUCCCUCGAUCGAGAGGAAGACCAUCGCCGCAUGAUAGUGAUGGAGGAAAAGGAAGGAGACAAUUAUGGCACCAUGGUUGCGAGCAAUGAGCGUGUUCGGGAGUACGAUGGUCGUUCUCCGGAGUAUCUGCACGGCACGGGAGGUCGUGGAUUGAUCCCGAUCCCGCACAAUCAUCCUCAGCAGCAUGUAAUGCCAAUCGGCACCUCUAUGGGGCAUCCGGGUGUCGCAGGAGGUGCGUACAUGGGUCCUGGAAAUGCCUAUCCUGCUCACGGUCAUGGCGGUCAUCCGCAUUAUGGCGGUGGGAUGGGUGGUGGCUACGGCGGAAUGCAACCGGGUGGAGGCGGCUAUCCACCUCAGCAACGACCGUAUGAUCAUCACGGUGGGAUGUAUCCGGGAGAGCGGCCACCGCGCAUGAUGUAUCCCCACCAGCGUGGCGGCUUUGCCCCGCAUCAUCCUCACAUGAGACCUCGCCAUAUGGGUCCUGGGCCGAUGAGUGCUUACCCAGGCAUUCAUCAAACAAUUGGACCGGGCAUUAUUGAUGACCCGCUGGAGGCAUUUAAUCGGAUUAUGCGCGAAAAAGAGCGUCGUAAGGAGCAAGAACAACAGCAAAUGGCUCGACGCAAUCGGUCACCGGUAGGUGAUCGGGGACGCAGGUCACGUUCGUUCGACAACGGUGGCGGCCGAGGAGGCGGCGAUGGAAGCCGUGGUCGUGGCGGCGGCCCUGGCCGAGGAGCUUCCCCGGAACGUAGACGCAACUCUCGGCAACGGUCUACGGACCGGCGCCGAUCGCCCGAUGAUAAGCAUCCGGAUGAACGCGAUCGACCUCGAGAGAGACGGCGAAACCGGUCCAGUUCAUACAGUUCCGGCAGUUCCAGAUCUUAUUCCAGAUCUAAAUCUCGUUCGCCGAUGAAACGAAACAAAUCACCAAGAAAACGAUCACGUAGUCCCGGUUACCGGGAUAGAAGAAGCCGCAGUCGUUCCGGGUCGUUCGGGGCAGGAAGAAUUCGAGAUCGACGCGACGAUCGCCGGGAUGAUCGUCGUGCUGGAGACUUUAGGGAUCGCUCACCUGGUUUUAACCAGCAUUAUGGCUAUGGUCAUCGCCCUCCAAGGGGUGGUGGAGGAGGUCCACGAGGUGGUGGUCGAAUACGGGGUAACAGCCGUGAUCACGGCGGUGGUGGAAUGAUGAUGAAUCCUGGAAGCAUGCAACAACAUUAUCCGCCCCGUGGGUACGACCGGCAUCAACCUGGUGGUGGUGGUGGUGGUGUUGGACACAUGCACCAAAUGGGCCCAGGAGGCGGUGGUGGUGGAGGACGGGUGGACGGCGGACCGCCGUAUAUGCACGGGCAAAACAUGAACGACUAUCACCGGGACGGUCCAGCAGCUCAUCUGUCACAUGGUGGCAUGCAAACGGGUGCUAAUGCGUCUGGGCAGCCAAACAGGUAUCCGGGACGGGAUGACCAUGAACGUAGCUACGGUGGAGUGCACCAGGAGCAUUAUUACGACGGAGAAGCCGAACACCAUAUGCAGCAUCAGCAGCAGCACCAUGCAAAGGGUGGAGAGCGUCAUCAUCAUCGAGCCUCCAGGGAAUCGUCUCAAAGCGCACCGCACCAACGUGAAGAGGCUCGCUUCGAAUCGCGCCAGCACGAUAGCAAGGAAGGCGAAUGGCCUGAACAUUCCGAGGGUGGUUCGUAUCAGCAGCACUCUCCGAAACGGCAUGACAACCCGGAGCAUGGGCUAGAGGAGAGCCCGGAUAUGAAGGAAGCUGGUGGUUCGGUGCGAGAGGGUGCUGACCAUGGGAAGAGUGGUGGUGGUGGUUCGGCUGUUUCUGCCGACCACCAUCAUCCGCCACCAACGAAUCACGGAAGAUCGCGAUCCCGUGAUCGGCAGCGUUCAAUGGUGGCGUCGGAGUCCGGCGCCGAUCGGGACAAUGCAGAGCGAAGAAGAAACCGCUCCAAGCACUCGAAGUCGGCGGAACGAAGGGAAAAGUCUACGACCAGCAGCCGCGGCCAACGCUCGGCUGGAGACAAUGAAAAGGAUAGGCACGAUCGUCGGCCACAGCAACCUCCGUCGGAAAGUGGCAAGGACAAGCGCGGCAACCUCGCGGAGCAACAGAGACGGGGUGGAGAUGAACGGGAUCAUCUUCAUCGGGAUCGUGACCGUGACCGUGAACGAGAUCGAGAACGCGAUCGAGAUCGUGAGCGUGACCGGGAUCGCGAGCGUGAUCGCGAUCGUGAGCGUGAAAAGGAGAAGGAUAAAACAAAGGAAAAAGAUCGCGAUCGUGAUCGUAAUCCCGAGCACGAGCAACGAGAUCGUGAGCGUGCUAGGGAGAGAGAUCGGGAGAAGGACAAAGAACGCGAAAAAGGUCGUGAAAAGGAACGAGAGCGCGAAAAGGAGAAGGAGCGCGAGCGUGAUCGUGACAAGGAUCGCGAUGCGAAGGAGGUGUCGAAGAAGAAGGCUCGCGAUUCCAGCGACGACGAGCGCCGCGAUAGGAAGAAAGAACGUGAUAAAAAGAAGCGCAAGAAGGAGAAAGAAGUGGAAAAGCGCAAGCAUAAAAAAGAGCGCAAAGAAAAGGAUCGCGAACGCCGUUCGAAGGAUUGGCGGAAGGAUCGUAAAACAGUGGAAAAGGAAGAGCCGGACAGUUCCCAGCAGCCGUCAACACCGACCGCAAGGGAACGAGAAGAAGAUGCAAAGCCCGGGCCGGGUACUGAGGAGGAACGUGAGAAACGCGGGCGACAACCUGAUGUCAAUUCUACGGCGGAGGAGGAUCGGCCCCGUAGUGCGACGACUAAUGAGCGCCGGAACGACGGCGAUGACGAUGACGACGACGACGACGAUGGGGAUGGUGGCAAGUCCAAACAUAGUGAUACCGGAUCCUCCAACGAGGAUGAGGACGCUCCGAAGGAACAGCAGCAGGAAGCGCAGAUUGAUGGUCACGACCAUGCCGACCUCUAUUCGGAUAUUCCCGACAAGUACGAAGAGGAUCAACUGGAAAGGUCAAUUCUGCUGGACGGCAAUGGAGGCGACGACCAGCACCACCCCAAAAACGUGGAGGACGAGGAUGCUGGCGCCGGUCUGGUAGAUAGUACUGAGAGUGGACAGGUCGAGAAACUGGAUUGCGAUGGAGAUAUAUUGCUGAAGCGUUCCGACUCGGUGCUGGAUCUACACGCGAACUUGGACUUUGAGGAGCAGGAGGAGCUGGAGGAAGGCGAACAACUGUCGCCGCCUCUCCGUACGAAACCAACCACCAGCAAUAGUGCGUUCAUACCGGAACCGUCCAAAUGGGAGCUGGACGAGGAAGGACAUAUCCAUUCGACCAUGGAAAAACGUGAGUUCGAUCACGAUGGUGACUUCGAGGGAGCGUUGGCGGCACAGGAGGCUUCGGAGACUAUGAUGGCGGGAGGGGCCGCCAACGGCGGGGGCAAAGUUACGAGUGAGGUGCUGAAGCGGGCCGAGAAUGCUAUCUUUACCCGUGCAAUCAACGCGAUACGGCCGAUCGAGAUCAAAAAGAUCAGCGUAGAACGGCAAAAGCUGUACACGAUGGCCGGAGGAAGAAGCAGUGGUAGUAGCAGCGAUUUGCAGCGCGAUAUCUCUUCACCUACCGGUAUGGACCAAAAGUUGACACCAGAGCAUGACGAACUAAAGCGAGUGCAGGUUACGGUUCCAGUGAACGACGAUCGAGUGGAACGGUCGGUAGAAAUCAAGCAUAAAGUUGACCUGAAGCUCGAAGGUCGCGCCUCACCGAUGCGUCCUUCGGUUAGGGAUCGUCUGGGAAGUAAAGUGUCGGAUAGUACCGCCACCCAAUACAAUCGCUCGCGGACACCACCACCGGGGCGAAAAGGAAGCGGCGGUGGUUUAUCAUCGGUGGCGGCCACCGGCAACAACCAAUCUUCAACCAGCGCUUCAGGCACUGGUAACAGUAAUCGUAACAAAUCAUCAUCCGAUAGACGUCGUGGUUCAUCGCGCAGCCGAAGCCGACCGCGGGAUGACAACACCGACAGUCGGAAGCGCACCGAGGGCGGCGAUCGUGCUGCUGGACGACACACUGGGGGAGGUGGUGGAGGCAGCCGGCAGCAACCGGAGACCCCGUCAUCCAGACGGGGAGCGACGUCCGACCGAACAGGGAACACUGGCAACAGUAGUAAUGAUCGGCAACAACGUAACCGGAAAGAUGCUGGCCGUCAUGAUAGUCGGGAGCGUAGCGAGAAUCGAAAAACCGACCAUCAACAGCAGCAGCAGCAACAACAACAACAACCGAGGGGCCGUAGUCGAGACCGUGCCCGGGAACAACAACGGGAUCGUCCCAACGCACGUCGUGGCAGUCGCGAGAGAAAAGGUUCUGUUUCUCCGCCAGCUUCAAACCGAGGGAUGGAUAAACGAAAAGAUAAACAACAGCCACCUCCUCCUCAUUCACGCGAAACAAGUGGCAGUCGAGUGUCCACAAAUAAAUCUAGCCAACGGGAAGAUUCGACCUCGAACCGAAAAGUACGUCAGGCGGAUGAAAAACACACAGCGGCGGCCAGUUCGACAACCGGCGGUCCUCCGACCACGUCAACCACCUCCCGGUCGGAAAAAUCUCCAGAGCGAGAUGAACAACGUUUGGCCCACAAACGGUCCGCGGAUCAUCUACGUGAUGUGUCGGGCGAUCCACAACACCGGCCGGACGAAGCUACGCGCGACUCCAGCACUGUGGCCACCGGAAACAGCAGCAGCAACAACAAGAGAAGCAAAAUAGAAAAACCUUCCAAAACAGGUAAAUUGGGCGGCGGCAGUUCAAGUGAAUCGAGCAGCUCCGAUUCGGAUUCCUCUUCGUCGGAUAGCAGCGCCGACUCGGAUGGUGGCACAGGCAGGGACGGUGGACCAUCGGCCACCGCCCAGGCUCGCAGCAGUAGCAAAAAGCGCAAGAAGCGCAAGCACAAGAAAGAUCGCAAGCGUGCCAAACGGUCCGCCUCGACGGAUUCGGACGACGACUCCGGCAGCAAGCGGAAGAAGUCGAAGAAAAAGUCCUCUAAAUCGUCAAAAAAGAAGAAGAAGUCCAGCAAGCAUAAGAAAGAUUGAGCAUCAGGGCUUCGGGCAACAACAGAUACCGCGUGAUAUGGACGGACUUCCUGAGCCUGUUGGCUGGACACACGGGAACUAACACCGCGAUGACGUACGAAAACCGAACGUACCAUUCGCAACGAGUUCCCGUUAGAAGGGCUUCUGUAGUGCAACGUCUUUGAUUUUAAUUAAUACGGUGUGAUCCUAUGUGAUCAUGGCUGCUUUCAUUCAACCAACCAUGCUCUUGCUUUUCUAGCGCAAAUCUUGUAGCAAGUGAACACUAUCGUGCACCACUUCUUUCACAGGAAACGAAGGAGAAAGCUUAAUUUAAAAAAAUGUGACCUGCAUUUCCAACCCUUAAUCCGGGGACAUUCGUAUCAAAAUGACGGAUAAUUCGAGGAAACAUCCCUAUUUUUCCUUCGGCAUCAAAAAGGGCGCAACACUUAUUUACCCAACGCGUGCCCUCACCUAGCUGCCAUUAAAGGGAGUUGAUUGUACAUUGGAAUGCUGGACGAUAUUGUUUAGCGGAAAACUUACUUGUGUAGCAACCGAAUAUGGCGCAAAACGCCACAAGUUCAUUUGUGCGUAUUCCAAACACUAUUGGCUAAUAAAUCAUAAGCUAGUAAUAAAUGCAAAUAAC
Messenger RNA from Anopheles coustani, 7282 nucleotides. RefSeq names its product E3 ubiquitin-protein ligase RBBP6 (gene snama). Gene Ontology annotation, cellular component: nucleus. Gene Ontology annotation, molecular function: zinc ion binding; nucleic acid binding; ubiquitin protein ligase activity. Lineage: Eukaryota; Metazoa; Arthropoda; Insecta; Diptera; Culicidae. The coding region runs from base 160 to 6660 and encodes 2166 amino acids. The transcript has 11 exons. The record is from RefSeq and is a predicted model, not a curated record. Gene Ontology annotation, biological process: ubiquitin-dependent protein catabolic process; mRNA processing; protein ubiquitination.